CAAAUACGAAAAAAAAUAAUACACACACACACACUCCUACACCCUUUCCUCACACACCAACAACACAACCCACUCCUUUCCCCUACAGCGAGAGCGUCCACCACCGGAACCGCUCGUAUGGUAGGUAUCGGACGCGCUUUCGAAGACGUACGUUUAGUAGCUGCCGGGCCAUCGGCUGGUUCGCACGUGUUUCCUGUCUCCUCCCGACACGCUGACACACGGACGGACGGACGCACUCUCGCGCACACACACACGUACACGUACACGCACGCGCUCCAGGCCACUCCGCUGUCUCGUCUCCCCUCAGUCGGUGAUCUUUAACUUGCGGUGUUCGCUUGUUAAAUUAGUAUUCAUCGUUUUGGAUUCGAUGGAUGUUUAUGAGUGAUUAAGGAGAGUUAUAUAUAUACGUAUAUGUUGUUACUGUGUCGUGGUGUUUAAUUAUAGUGUUCGUGUGUGCGAUACGGACUUAGGAAGAGAAGUCAUGUGUUGUGUUUAGAACUUCGAGACCUGUUGAUGUCAGUGAAGCAAUUCCUUCUGCUCUGAAGACGUGAUCGUCGAUGUGUGUGACGUGAACAAAAAUACACGAAAGGGAAGAACUGAACAGUAGAAUAAGAAAACAAAGGAAUAACAGAAUAAGGAAGAAAAGAGAAGAUAUUUUACCUGCGACUCGACUUGACCUGCCAAGACCCCAAAGCUUGAGACGUCAUGCUGUCCUCUCAGGUCAGCGGACAGGUCACGGCCUGCAUACUUUUGGGCCUACUUAUGACCUGUUUUGACCCAGGAAACUGCGUGUGUUACUUCAGCCUCGAAUACCAAGGAGUUUACGCCACCCAGAGCAUCAUCAGCGGCGGCUCGACCAUCCAGUACCUCGAGGUCGCUAUCGAGGCUGAUUCGAUCCCUAUUUGGGGGAAUUGUCACCGUCGUCUGGGGAAUAAUGUUAUUCUCUAUGAUACCACCGGCGGAACGGACUGCGUGCGCUGUUUCCACCUGCAGUUCCGCUCAAGGCAUAUCCUGGAAGUGCACAACGAAGGGUUGCAAAAAUGCUACACCAAUGAGGACGCCGCAUUGCAAACCUGCCCGACGCUUGAGGACAUUCGCAACAGGCAGACGAGGGAGAUUAUGUUGUAUAAAACCACUACGAUCGAGGGCCAAGCACUUGACCCCGUUUACUGCCCACUCAACGGCCGGUUUCGCAUGACCUACAACAUUAACGACGGCCGGGAGAGUGCCACGGAGUGCCCAGAACCGACCUCGACCCUCGCUAACUGUCCAAGAGGAAAUGCCUUCACUAUGGACCUUCAUCGCUGUAGUUUCGGGGACUUCUCCAAGAGUUACGAGUGCCUAGGAGACUGGGAAGGCACCGACGGCCAGCGUUACUUGGCACUCCAUGACCCGACCGCCCUCGCCGCUGCCAACGCGGACCCGCCCCCGCCUCGAUUCCGUUGCGCUAUGUACAAGCUCGAAGAAGGGACAGGCAGCAUCUUCCUCUCCCUUUCCUACGAUUCCACGUGCAUCAACAAACUCCAUUCUGCCUGGGAGGGCUAUGAGACUCUGGUUCUCACGCCCACGCCGCCCAAAACGCCCGCAUCGGAGGCAACGGCAGCCAAUUGCCAAUUCCCGGACUGGGCACAAGGGCAAUGGGAGAACCUCAAAGUGGAGGGCAAUCAGCUGACCUACACUGACCUCAUCUCCUACAAGACCUACCGGGCGUAUUGCCUCGAGGAGGAGAUCGCCGGCUUGAUCCCAGUCUACACGCAGUCGCAGUGCGGCGACGAGGCCUUCACGUGCCUGGCGAUGCAGGAGAGGAGUUCGAACGUAAUGGAAUUUCAGAUCAGCCCUGACGUGAAGACCAAAUACGAGGCUGGUCUGUGCUCGUCACCUGCCUCGCUUACCUGGGACGCUUGGGUCACUCAAGGCCGUGUCGACAGGUUUAAGCAGUCCCCUUGUCCUGUGGCAGGUGAAUACACAGGUGUUAUCCCAGAUGCAACGAUACUGUGCGCCAAGUUGUAUUCUGAUUGCAAUAAUCCUGAGAUCAUGUUCUACACCGUGUUUUCGUGUUAUAACCGCUCUGAAGUCAUUGAAGAGCGCGAGUACCGUUGCCUCGGCCAGUGGAGCGAGACCACCGUAACCUACACCUACACUGAGCGGCGAGACCAGGCAGGCUACGAGUGUUUCGCGGGCGUCGUGGUGAGCGAUGGCGAGAUCUACAUCAUGGAGGCGGGGGUGAACUGCCAGAGGGGGCUGGAGGCGCUGUCCUACGGGAUGAAGCUGGUGAAGCAAGCGCCCUGCCUGAACGACGCCGCCAUGGCCCCACGCCCAUACACGCCCCCGCCCACCCACACGCCCUGGUGGAACGGCACCCGCAACCCAUGGACCAAGAAGGCCUCCUCCACCACGCCCAAACCCGCGUGGAAAGACACACCGAAGGGCGGCGUAUCUCCUCGCGCUCCGACGCCCAUUCUCGUCCCCGUGGGCGUCCUGGCCUUGCUCUUGGUCUUCUGCCGAGUGUGGGCGUAGGGGGAGCUCGUGACGUCACUGGAGAUUCCUGUUUUUUUUUCGAAGCAAAUCUUUUUUUUUUUUUUUUUUUUGAGGGGGGGUGUUGAUCCGCCCACUUUCCUCGCUUGCUGUGAAAAUGCGUUAUGGGAAUAAUUAAGAUUCUGAGCAUUAUUGUAUUCUAAAGCAUUGCAUUUUAAAAAAAUAUAUAUGCAUUACUUUAUACCAAAUCGUGAGAAGAGAGAGAGAGAGAGAGAGAGAGAGAG
Penaeus monodon (black tiger shrimp) is the source of this 2759-nucleotide messenger RNA. RefSeq lists its product as uncharacterized. Lineage: Eukaryota; Metazoa; Arthropoda; Malacostraca; Decapoda; Penaeidae. The record is from RefSeq and is a predicted model, not a curated record. The coding region runs from base 706 to 2517 and encodes 603 amino acids. The transcript has 12 exons.